Molecule: messenger RNA, 2898 nt
Organism: Exophiala bonariae
Lineage: Eukaryota; Fungi; Ascomycota; Eurotiomycetes; Chaetothyriales; Herpotrichiellaceae
Exons: 2
Coding region: 1-2898 (965 amino acids)
Cellular component (GO): cytoplasm; nucleus
Molecular function (GO): protein binding
Source: RefSeq, a predicted model, not a curated record
AUGGAUCCCCUCUCCAUCACGGCCGCCUGCGCCGGCAUCCUAAGCUGCAUAGGCCCUCUUGUCCUGAAGAUCCGAAGAGUCGCCGUCGGCGUGCGUGAGGCUCGCAAGGACAUGGCCUCGCUGGACCAGGAGCUGUCGUUGUUGGCAAUGCUGAUGGAAAUAUUGAAAAAUGAUUGUGAGGAUCCUGCCUUUGAAUACCCUACUCGCCUGCGCAAGAGCUUCGUCGAUGUUCUGGGCCAUUGCGCCGGGGUCCUGGGGGAGAUGGCGGCCACCUUGGGGAAGUUUGCUUCGGCGAAAUUAGGGAAAAGACUCGAGUGGGAGGCGCAGGGACGGGACAAUAUAAGGAAAUUGAAAGAAAGGUUGAAUACUUAUUCAGAUCUUAUUGGAAAACAUCUCGAGUUCCUUGCGCUACUCCAGAGUCGAGAGGUCAAGUAUGACUUGUCUCAUACACUACAACAGGUAGAGAUGCUGGGAAACGACGUCGGAUUCAUCCGGCGCAAUACAGCGCAUCUUCCCCAAAUGCAACACGAUCUGGCACGGCUAUCGUCACAACUUCCACUCUUCGCUGAGAUGCUGAGAUCACAAGCUUCGCGUAUUGGGACCACGAGAGAGGAGAUUGAGGAUAACAUCAUACUUCGAAGAUUCAUCGAAGACACCUGUUCCUAUGCCGAGACUGUCUUCGAUGACCUCACAUCGAGAGCUAGUUUGACGCCCGUGCCCAGUGAGAGGCAGGUCUCACAGCCGCGAGGAAUGGAUGCGUUUCAAGACCGUAGCAACUCGCAUCCCAGACCGCCACAAAUGGAUGUAGAUGUCCUAUCAGUGUUGCCGGAAGACGAUGCACAAGCAUGGGCCACCUUCGCAACUUAUGGUUUCGAGCACGUCCCAGUGGAAAGUUUCAGAGAUGAUUUAACACGUUUACCGGGCACUCCUCACAGUGAUCAAGACAGCAAAGAAACUGCGUCGUCUUCGUAUUCUGACGAGACACUAGACCGCAGUUCAUCGGAUAUCCAAGAAUCAGCGCUACCUUCCGCGCCAAACCGUGAUUGUUUUGUCGACGACGAAGACGACAAGCAGGUGGCCACCUCUGAGCCAGACCGAAAUCGAUCGCUCGACACGGAAGAGCCAGUAUUCAAUUCUGUAGGGCCUAUCGUCAACACCAAUGCUGAUGAUCAGGAAGACGGCGUCUCAGAACCGUCGCUCGACAAUGAACGAAUACUGACAAACUUUGAGGUGUUUUCAGACACGGGGGAUGGCUGUCGACGUGGUCGUUCUCCAACGCCACGACCGCUUCCCCUUCCCACGAUUGGGAAUUACGAAAGGGAAAAUGUGGCUCCAGCAUCAGACACUCCCACCACACCUCCUUCCCCGAAGAACUUUGCGCUGCCAGGAACUGCCCCUGAUCCAAGUAGACUUCUCAUAGCCGGCAGCUCAGCGAGGGUCAUUGCCUCAGAACCCCAGCCACUACAGUACGUAGCCAAACCACUUGUACAGCAAUUGAAACGGCGCCCGACUCCUGCCAGACAGGACUUAGUCUAUGACCCCAAUUCAAGGCGCUUUAUCACCAAGGCACAGGCUGACCUCCUGGAGACGCCACCGAUACCAAGCACGCAUAUUGACGUGAAGCAAACCCCCAAACAAAAAGUGACGGGAAAGCCCACGACGGCAAGAGCACACCGGCCCAAAAGCAUUAAUCCUCCUAUCACUUACCGCACUGAAUAUGAUAUCUCCCCUUCUUUUUCUUCGACGAAACUUGACCAGGUCGAGUCGAACCGCUCAAGCACCACAUCGCAUACGAGCCGUCGAUUUGGGUCUUCGAGUGACGGGCCUGGGACAUCUCGAACCCGUGCUACCAGCAUCCAGGAUAGCGAUGAUGAUUCUGAAGCGAUAAAUUCCAGAGAUUUUCGCCAAUUGCCAAGGAAGUCGUCCUUCCGCAAUUCUAGGAGAGGGUCUUUCUCAUCUUUUCGAUCCUUCAGUGGAGCUACAGUCACGCUUCGGAAAGUCCCAGUGUUUGAACUGCCUCUGCUUUCUACAGCAGAAAAGGCGAGCAUAAAGACUUUACUGAUGCACGCUCCUGUACGCAUAACAUCACCAGAUCCCAAGAAGUCGAGGAGGAGCAGUUGGCAUUGGAGGAGAGGCAGCGAUAGUAACGAGCAAAACCUGGGCAAAGCAUUGAUCUGGGCAAUCAACGACUAUGAUGUCUGGAAUCGAGGUGCCAAGACUGUACCAACAGAAAAGGUUGUGCAGUACUUGAUCGAGAUGGGCGCAGAUGUCAACACAAAGGCCGUAAGCAAUUACAGCUAUGUACCGGGAGCCAGAGGCAAAAAUCUCGUGCCUGUCCUGCAUCUUGCAACCCAUGCAGGGAUGCGCGCUGUGGUCGAGGUCCUUCUCAUCAAAGGUGCUUUUUUUGACGCGAAAGACUGGAUGCAACGGACGGCCCUCCAUCUCGCAGCGGAAAACGAUUUGUCCGACACCAUAGCUCUACUCCACAGUCGGGGAGCUGAUAUCAACGCAGAAGACCACUGGGGCCAUGACGCGCUGCGCAUUGCUGCCAUGAUGGGCAAUUUCGAGACCGUGCAGGUUUUGAUCUCCGCCGGUGCCAAUGUCCAAGCCGCGGGCUUGAUAGCAGAUGUUUCUGCGCACCAAGGCACAGCUCGAGUCUUGAGAUUCUUGCUUGAUCAAGGUUCCAACCCCAACGAUCAGGAUCGAUCGCAAAGGACAGCUGUCUAUCGAGCAGCGGAACAAACGCUGAUAGAAAACGUACGGGUACUCCUUGAUUUCGGGGCCGAUACAUCUACCGCUUUGUAUCUGGUCGAAAACCGGCACAGAUGGGAUGUUAGAGGGAGAAGGGAACGUCUUGAUGACUCGAGACUUGUUGCAAUGUUGAAGCAAAAUGGGUGA